Messenger RNA from Zingiber officinale, 1947 nucleotides. Its product is annotated as 3-ketoacyl-CoA synthase 10-like. Gene Ontology annotation, biological process: fatty acid biosynthetic process. Lineage: Eukaryota; Viridiplantae; Streptophyta; Magnoliopsida; Zingiberales; Zingiberaceae. Bases 30 to 1772 code for a protein of 580 amino acids. The record is from RefSeq and is a predicted model, not a curated record. The transcript has 3 exons. Gene Ontology annotation, molecular function: acyltransferase activity, transferring groups other than amino-acyl groups. Gene Ontology annotation, cellular component: membrane.
UGCAUUCAAAUGCUCACACCUUCAAAUCGAUGGGAAUUAAUGGCGGCUCCAACUGCUCUCCUCCUUGGUUGGUGGCAGCAUUAACUCUUUCCCCACCCGUCCUCUUCUUCUUAAUGGCCUCUUGGAAAGCAGAGGAGAGCAGGGGAGUGAGCAGAGCAACGAUGGCCGGCGAGCACACGCUCCUGUCGACGGAGAUCGUAAACAGAGGUAUCGAGGCCUCUGGCCCCGACGCCGGCUCGCUUACCUUCUCAAUCAGGGUGCGGCGGCGGCUGCCGGACUUCCUCCAGUCGGUGAACCUCAAGUACGUCAAGCUGGGCUACCACUACCUCAUCAGCCACGCCGUGUACUUGACCACCAUCCCAGUGCUCGUGGUGGUGUUCAGCGCCGAGGUGGGCAGCUUGAGCAGGGAGGAGCUGUGGAGGAAGCUGUGGGAGGAGACGAGCUAUGACUUCGCCACCGUGCUCGCCUUCUUCGCCGUCCUGGCCUUCACUGUCGCCGUCUACUUCAUGUCCAAGCCGCGCCCCGUCUACCUCGUCGACUUCGCCUGCUACCGUCCCUCCGACGAGUUAAAGGUGUCGAACGAGGAGUUCAUGGAGCUGGCGAAGAAGUCGGGGAAGUUUGACGAGGAGAGCCUGGUUUUCCAGCGGCGGAUCCUCAAGUCGUCGGGGAUCGGCGACGAGACGUACAUGCCGCGGUCGCUGUUCGCGCCGGGCAAUUGCGCGACCAUGAAGGAGGGCCGGGCAGAGGCAUCGACGGCCAUGUUUGCCGUCCUGGACGAGCUCUUCGACAAGUGCCGUGUCCGCCCCAAGGACGUCGGCGUUCUCGUCGUCAACUGCAGCCUCUUCAACCCCACGCCGUCGCUCUCCGCCAUGAUCGUCAACCACUACAAGAUGCGAGGCAACAUCCUGAGCUACAACCUCGGUGGCAUGGGCUGCAGCGCCGGCGUCAUCGCCCUCGACCUCGCCCGCGACAUGCUGCAGGCAAACCCUAGCAACUACGCCGUCAUCGUCAGCACGGAGGCCGUCUCCUUCACCUGGUACACCGGCCGCAACCGCUCCAUGCUCAUCCCCAAUUGCUUCUUCCGCAUGGGCUGCUCCGCCGUGCUGCUCUCUAACCGCCGCCGCGACUUCCACCGCGCCAAGUACCGCCUUGAGCACAUUGUGAGGACUCACAAAGGCGCCGACGAACGGAGCUUCAGGUGCGUGUAUCAAGAGGAAGAUGAGGAAAGGAUCAAGGGUUUAUCGAUCAGCCGAGAUCUGAUGGAGGUGGGUGGGCACGCGCUGAAGGCGAACAUCACCACCCUCGGCCCCCUCGUCCUCCCAUUCUCGGAGCAGCUCCUCUUCUUCACGACGCUGCUCUACCGCCACUUCUUCCCCAAAUCGCCCGCCGCGGACGGCGGCGCCUCGGCAGCGGCCUCCAAGCCCUACAUCCCCGACUACAAGCUCGCCUUCGAGCACUUCUGCAUCCACGCGGCCAGCAAGGCGGUGCUGGACGCGCUGCAGCGGAACCUCGAGCUGGAGGACCGCCACAUGGACGCGGCGCGCGCGACGCUCCACCGCUUCGGCAACACCUCCAGCAGCAGCAUCUGGUACGAGCUCGCGUACCUGGAGGCGAAGGGGCACGUGCGCCGCGGCGACCGCGUCUGGCAGAUCGCCUUCGGCUCGGGCUUCAAGUGCAACAGCGCCGUCUGGAAGGCCAUGCGCCGGGUGCGGCGGCCGAUCAGAAGCCCCUGGCUCGGCUGCGUCGACCGCUACCCCAUCAAUGACUGCUAGGGUUUGCCAAAAAUGGCCUCUUUCCUCGCUCGCUUCUUGAGUCUGCUCUAGUUGCCUAAAAACCACCCUUCUCUUCCUCUUUGUUGUUUCAGUUGAUGUUUUUAACUGUUGUAACUGCCAUUUCACAUGUUCCCCCAUGUUGAAGAUUAUGAUUUAUCAAUUAGAUUGCUGGUAA